Messenger RNA from Calidris pugnax (ruff), 11197 nucleotides. RefSeq names its product myosin XVA (gene MYO15A). Gene Ontology annotation, cellular component: myosin complex; cytoskeleton. The record is from RefSeq and is a predicted model, not a curated record. Gene Ontology annotation, biological process: signal transduction. The coding region runs from base 1 to 11160 and encodes 3719 amino acids. The transcript has 74 exons. NCBI's taxonomy places the organism in Eukaryota, Metazoa, Chordata, Aves, Charadriiformes, Scolopacidae. Gene Ontology annotation, molecular function: cytoskeletal motor activity; protein binding; ATP binding.
AUGGUUGGCAAGAAGGGGGAGCCCAAAAAGGAUGCGGGGGGCAAAGGGAAAGGGAAGAAGGGCAAGAAGGAUGCGCCCAGCGAGACGGAGGAGACCUCGGACACGGAACUGCUGAAGGCAGAGGAGAGCGAGGAGACGGAGCCCAAGAAGGGGAAGGGGAAGGAGAAGAAGGGGAUGCUCAAAGGGGUGGGGAUGAAGAAGCCGGGCCGGGGGAAGAAGGCGCAGGCGGAGACGGAAGAGGAAGAGGGUGAGAGCGAUGCCGCGCAGACCAAGAAGAACCUGAAGGGCACCUCCAAGUUGGCGAUUGGGCUGGCAACUGACAAUGCCAAGAAGAAGAAAGGGGCCAAGGGUGCGGAGGCCAAGGGUCAGCCCAAAGCAUCCGCAGAGCCUGGCCUGACUGAGGAGGAGGAGGCGGCGGUGGCAGCGGCGCCGAAGGCCCGGGUGAAGCGGAGCCUCCGCAGCACCUCCAAGCUCUUCAUGGGCUUCAAGAAGCUGGGGCUGCGGCGGCCCAAGAAGGGGCAGUUCAAGAACACGUCCCGCUUCUUCUGGGGGCUGCAGAAGCACAGCACCAAGAAGAAGAAGAAGAAGAAGAAGAAGGCGGUGCUCAAGUCCACCUCCAACCUGAUGGUCCGCUUCAAGCACGUGGGCAAGAAGAGGAAGGAGGCAGCCAGCACCACCCCGCCGGCCAAGCCGUCCUUCCUGCUGCUACGGCGGGGCGGGCAGGUGGCCGAGGACAGCGCGUCCCUCUUCCGCCGGCGCCCGGAAAGGAAAUUCAAGCCACGGGCACAGGUGUUGAGCAAGGCGGCCGCCGCCACGGGUUGGCUGGCCAGGAAGGUCCUCUCCCGGCGCGGGCGGCUGGUGGGGGGCAGCCGGGCGGCCGACACAGCCUGGCUCACCCGUAUCGGUGCCAGGAAGCUGCCCUUCCCCGCGGAAGACGAGAUCCUCAGGCACCGGGCCAACAUGAAGCGGAUCCCCGGCGGCGGCGGGCUGUCGGCCCCCAGCGCCACAGGGCACGUCCAGGAGAGGCAGGGCAGCAUGGUGCGGCGCCCGUCCCGGCGGCGCUCCCAGCGCGCGCCCGCGGAGAUGCCAGUGCCACGCUACGGGUGGGCCGAGGAGGAGGAUGGAGCCUACAGCCGCCGGCGAGGCUACGCCAAGGAGGAGGAUGGAGCCUACGGCUCCCGCCGCGGCUACGCCAAGAAGGAAGAUGGCGCCUACGGCCCCCAGCAUGGCUAUGCUGAGGAGGAUGGAGCCUAUGGGCCCUGGCGUGGCUACGCUGAGGAAGACGAUGGAGCCUACGGCCCCCGGCAUGGCUAUGCUGAGGAGGAGGAAGGCUACAUCCAAAACCCAGCCUACCCUGCAGGGUACGGCUUCGAGGACACGGUGCCAAGCCCUUAUGCCGACUACCCUGGCUACGAGGCAGAUGAAGACUAUGGCUUCUACGGCGGGUUUUGGGAGGAGGGUGACCCACCAGGGCACCCCUAUGGCUACGCGGAGCUCGAGGAUGAGGGAGCAUUUGGAGGCAGGUCCCCCCUGGCCCUCUACGACCCUUACAGCAGCGACCCAGAGUACGGCGAGGAGGUGGCGAGGCCCUUUGGCUAUGGAGGGGACGCCUACGAGGACUUCGGGGAGCCCCUCGCUGGAGGGUACCUGGGGGGUGAAUACCCUGAGCAUCGCAUCCAGUACAGCGAGGGGGGGUGGGCGCCGCACGCCCAGUCCUCCUGCAACCCCUACGCCCUGGGCCUGGAGGAGAUUGCUGAGGCCGAAGAGCCCGAGGACACCUCCUCGCUCCGGGGCAUGCGGGAGACGCUCUCCUCCAAGCUCUCCCUCAAUAGGAAAUUCAGGCUCUUCCCCCGGCCACAGGUCAAGCUCUUCGGCAGGGACCGCCUGGAUGUCCCCCUCCUGCCAUCUCCCCACCUGCCCACCGCCCGUGACGAGGACGACUACGAUGAGUAUGAGCCACCUCCACCACCGGCAGCCCCCAGCCCCCCGGCACCCCCAGGACGGCGGGUUUCAGCAGCGCGGGCGUGCGGGAGCCCCCUGGGGCAGUUCCUCCAGCGUUCCCUCUCGCAGCCCCCCAGCCGCCUGCCUCGGGGGGCAGGGGGAUUUCGGGACCCCCACAACCCCCAGCCCUCCUACAGACGCUCCAGCCGCAGGCUGGAGGGGAUGGAGAGCGCCGGCUCGGGGGGCCGGGACCCCCCAGUGCGAUCAUUUUCAGCCAGGGACCCUUCCUCAACGGCGGGGCCCUGGGGACAGCCCCCUCCCCGAGAGGCGGGGGCUGUGCGGCGGCUGUCGCUCCGUAACCCCUUCGCCAACCCCGGGCGCUCCCCGUCACCGCCGCCAUCCCAGCAGCCCCCCGGCAGCGUGCAGGGUGAGGGGCCACGGCGAUCCCCCUCCCUCGGGGCCAGCCUCCGGCGGUUCAGUCCUGAGCCCCCCACCCCACCAUCAGCUGCCCCCCGCUCACCGGGGCCAGUGGCGGGGAGGCGUUUGGGGGUCCCCGUGGGGGGGUCAGGGAGACCUCUGUCCCCACGGCCGUCGCGGCGGAGCAGCCCCCCAGGGCUGCCACUCCCACAAGCCUGGUCCCGGCUUCCCGAGCCCCCCACCAAGGCAGUGAAGCCGCUGCAGAGGACCCCUUUCCUGGCACCCACCUCUCGCCCCGGCAGCCGCCGCCUCAGCCCCCCCGGCCCCUCCUGGGAUGCGGAUUUGCCCCCCUGGCAAGGUCCCGCACGGGGUCUCGCCGGGGUGCCCCCACCUCCCAACCCUGCUCCCAGCACCCCCAAAAGCUUCAUCCAGCGCAUCGGGCAGCCCCUUGCCGGGAUGGCCCCCCGCUCCCCCACGGCGAGGCCAACUCCGGCUGAAGUGGGGGCCCGCACCCCCUCCCCAGGGCGCUCUGUGGGGCAAUCCCUGGCGUCGCUGCUCGUGGAGAGCAUGGCCCCCGCCAAAGCCCCUCCGUCCUCACCGCCCACCCGCCGUCCCUCCUCCUGCUUGCCCUCCUUGCCCCAGCGCCCAUCCUGGCGGGACAGGAGCACCCGCAGAUCACCGAGCCCACCGGCGGGUCACCGGGCAUGGCCCGACACUGGCCGCCCUGUCACCUCCUCCUCCCAACGUGGGGACCGCAGCCCCUCACCCCAGCGUCGCGCUGCUUUCCCGGCACCCCACAGCCGAGCCCCCGGCUCACCGGCCGCCCUCCGCCGCGGUGCCCGUACCCCGGGGCUGGCGGAGGGCAUGGAGGGUGACGGGGCGGCCGGGGAGGAGGGCGCGGGGCGCUAUGCGGUGGUGACGCCGCAGGUGCAGAGGUUGGGCUCCUUCCGCCGGGCAUCCCGCAUGUACAAGCAGCACUGGUCCACGCAGCACGUCGUGCGGGUGCGGGAGAUGCCCGACGCCUGGACGGCCGAGCAGGGUCUCCUCCGGCAGCCCAGCCAGCGCGGCCGCCGGUGGGCGAGCCAGCGGGGAGCCAACAUCGCCCGAUACCUGAGCCAGCGCUCGCCGGCGGGCGGCUGGAGGGACAGGCACCCCUGGGCAGCUGGCUACCUGGGCACCAAGCAGCCCUGGCGCACCAAGAUGCAGUCACUGUGCAGCCUGCCCAUCGUGCGGUACCAGGAGGCUCAGGAAGAGGACGGGCUGGAGGACAUGACCCAGCUGGAGGACCUCCAGGAGGCCGCGGUGCUGAGCAAUAUCCGGACACGGUUUGAACGGCAGCUCAUCUACACCUACAUUGGCAGCAUCCUGGUGUCGGUGAACCCCUACCGGCUCUACAACAUCUACGGGACAGAGCAGGUGCUGCAGUACGAAGGCAGAGCGCUGGGAGAGAACCCACCGCACCUCUUUGCCAUCGCGAACGUCGCCUACUCCAAAGUGAUGGAUGCCAAACACAACCAGUGUAUCGUCAUCAGUGGGGAGAGCGGCUCGGGGAAGACCGAAGCCACCAAGCUCAUCCUGCGCUACCUGGCAGCCGUCAGCCAGAAACGCAGCACUACCCCGCAGAUAGAGAUCCUGGAGGCGACCCCCUUGCUGGAAUCCUUCGGCAACGCCAAAACCGUGAGGAAUGACAAUUCCAGCAGGUUUGGGAAGUUUGUGGAGAUCUUUCUGGAGGACGGCUUGAUCUGCGGUGCCAUAACCUCCCAGUACCUGCUGGAGAAGUCCCGUGUGGUCUUCCAGGCCAAGACCGAGCGCAACUACCACAUCUUCUAUGAGAUGCUGGCAGGGCUGCCCACCCAGCAGCGGCAGCGGUACUGCCUGCAGGGCGCCGAGACCUACUACUACCUGAACCAGGGUGGGAACUGCGAGAUCCCGGGCAAGGAUGAUGCAGAGGAUUUCCGUCGGCUGCUCAACACCAUGGAGGUGCUGAGCUUCAGCGUGGAGGAGCAGAACAGCAUCUUCCGCAUCCUCUCCUCCGUCCUCCACCUGGGCAACGUCUACUUCGAAAAAUACGAGACUGACUGCCAGGAGAUUGCCACGGUGGUGAGUGCCACGGAGAUCCGGACGGUGGCCGAGCUGCUGCAGGUCUCCCCUGAGGGACUGCAGAAGGCCAUCACCUUCAAGGUGACGGAAACGCAGCGGGAGAAGAUUUUUACCCCCCUGACUGUCGAAAGUGCCGUGGAUGCCAGGGAUGCCAUUGCCAAGACUCUCUACUCCCUGCUCUUCGGCUGGCUCACAGACCGCAUCAACAAGCGGGUGUACCCGCGGCAGGAGGCCCUCUCCAUUGCCAUCCUGGACAUCUACGGCUUCGAGGACCUCAACUUCAACAGCUUUGAGCAAUUGUGCAUCAACUAUGCUAACGAGUACCUGCAGUUCUUCUUCAACAAGAUCGUCUUCCAGGAGGAGCAGGAAGAGUAUAUCCGGGAGCAGAUCGAGUGGAAAGAGAUCCCCUUCAGUGACAACCAGCCCUGCAUUGACCUCAUCUCCCAGAAACCCUAUGGCAUCCUACGGAUCCUUGAUGACCAGAGCUGCUUCCCCCAGGCCACCGACCACACCUUCCUCCAGAAGUGUCACUACCACCACGGGAUGAACCCACUGUACACCAAGCCCAAAAUGCCACUGCCUGAGUUCACCAUCAAGCACUAUGCAGGGAAGGUGACCUACCAGGUUCACAAGUUUCUGGACAAAAACUAUGACCAGGUCCGUCAGGAUGUGCUGGACCUGUUCAUCAGCAGUAGGACCAAGGUGGUGGCCAACCUCUUCUUCGGCCAUGCCCAGGUGUUAGCCCGGCAGAGGAGCCUCAUCAGGAGGAGCAGCACCAGGACAAGGCGGUACAAGGCUCCCACUGUGGCUGCCCGGUUCCAGCAGUCACUCCUGGAGCUGGUGGAGAAGAUGGAGAGGUGCAACCCCUUCUUCGUGCGCUGCCUCAAACCCAACAACAAGAAGGAGCCGGGGCUCUUCGAGGCUGACGUGGUCAGCAGCCAGCUGCGGUACUCGGGGAUCCUGGAGACCAUCCGCAUCCGCAAGGAGGGCUUCCCCAUCCGCAUCCCCUUCCUCGUCUUCAUCGACAGGUACCGCUGCCUUGUUGACAUGUGGUCCAACGUCAUUCCCAAUGGGGCUAACUGUGUGGAGAUGCUGAGGAACCUUUGCCCUGUCAACCCUAGCAUGUACUACGUCGGUGUCACCAAGCUCUUCCUUAAGGAGCAGCUGUACCAGGCGCUGGAGAGCAAGCGGUCCCGUGCCCAUCACCUGGCUGCCCUCACGCUCCAGCGCUACGCUCGCACCUUCUUCAUCAAGAAGCGUUUCCGCUCCCUCCGCCGAAAGAUCGUCCUCCUGCAGAGCCGGGCACGGGGCUACUUGGCCAGGCAGCGGUACCGGCGCAUGCGGCACACGCUCAUCAAAUUCCGGUCGCUGGUGCACAUCUACGUGAACCGCCGGCGGUACCUCAAGGCCACCGACCACACCUUCCUCCAGAAGUGUCACUACCACCACGGGAUGAACCCACUGUACACCAAGCCCAAAAUGCCACUGCCUGAGUUCACCAUCAAGCACUAUGCAGGGAAGGUGACCUACCAGGUUCACAAGUUUUUGGACAAAAACUAUGACCAGGUCCGUCAGGAUGUGCUGGACCUGUUCAUCAGCAGUAGGACCAAGGUGGUGGCCAACCUCUUCUUCGGCCAUGCCCAGGUGUUAGCCCGGCAGAGGAGCCUCAUCAGGAGGAGCAGCACCAGGACAAGGCGGUGCAACCCCUUCUUUGUGCGCUGCCUCAAACCCAACAACAAGAAGGAGCCGGGGCUCUUCGAGGCUGACGUGGUCAGCAGCCAGCUGCGGUACUCGGGGAUCCUGGAGACCAUCCGCAUCCGCAAGGAGGGCUUCCCCAUCCGCAUCCCCUUCCUCGUCUUCAUCGACAGGUACCGCUGCCUUGUUGACAUGUGGUCCAACGUCAUUCCCAAUGGGGCUAACUGUGUGGAGAUGCUGAGGAACCUUUGCCCUGUCAACCCUAGCAUGUACUACGUCGGUGUCACCAAGCUCUUCCUUAAGGAGCAGCUGUACCAGGCGCUGGAGAGCAAGCGGUCCCGUGCCCAUCACCUGGCUGCCCUCACGCUCCAGCGCUACGCUCGCACCUUCUUCAUCAAGAAGCGUUUCCGCUCCCUCCGCCGAAAGAUCGUCCUCCUGCAGAGCCGGGCACGGGGCUACUUGGCCAGGCAGCGGUACCGGCGCAUGCGGCACACGCUCAUCAAAUUCCGGUCGCUGGUGCACAUCUACGUGAACCGCCGGCGGUACCUCAAGAGGAAGGAGGAUGCCCGCCGGCGGGCGGAGGAGGAGAGGGAGAGGAUGAAGCAGGAACUGACGAGGAGGGAGGUGGUGGACGUCACCCACCUGGAGAUCCCAGCUGAGCUGAUGGGGCUGCUGGAAGCUGCCGCAGCCUCCCGGGAGGUGAACGCCGGCUGUGUGGUCCUGGUGCCACCGCCAGCGCUGAAGCCCGACUCCAAGCUCACCCUCCCGCUCGACAUCAACGACUACCCCAUGGCCAAGUACGUGCGGGGCCACUUCCAGGAGCCAGCGUUUGGGAUGCUGACGGCCCCCCUGGCAGCCCCCCUCACCCGGCUGGAUGAGGAUCUGUGCCACGAGGCUCUCAGCCUCUUCCAGCUGAUCCUACGGUUCAUGGGGGACCCGGGGCUGGGCGGCCCACAGGAGACCCUCUUCGGCAACUACAUCGUGCAGAAGGGGCUGUCGGUACCAGGGCUGCGGGAUGAGCUCCUGGCACAAGCUGCCAACCAGGUCUGGCGUAACACCAACGUCAACAACGAGGAGCGGGGUUGGCUGCUGUUGGCCGCCUGCCUCAGCGCCUUCCCCCCCUCCGCCGCCUUCGACAAGUACCUUCUCAAGUUUGUCUCUGACUAUGCCUUUGCUGGCUACAAGCCGGUGUGCCAGCGCAAGCUGAUGCACGCCAUGGCGCGGUCGCAGCUGGGUGCCGAGGCUGCCCGCGCCUUCCCGCCCUCGCUGCUGGAGUGGACGGCGAACCGGCAGCAAGCCAGCAUGGCGCUCGACCUCCACUGCUUCAACGGCGACCAGUUCUCCUGCCCCAUCCACUCCUGGAGCACGGGCGAGGACCUGGCAGGGGAUGUCCUGAAGCACAGGGGCCUGGUGGAGGGCUGGCGUGGUUGGUCCGUGGCCAUGAAGGCAGGUGCCCAGUGGGCUGAGCUGGCCGGCCACGACUAUGUCUUGGACCUCAUCUCUGACCUCGAGCUGCUCCGGGGCUUCCCCAAGCAGAAGUCCUGCUUCCUCAUCGGAUGGGAGGGGGCCGAGAGCCAUGGCGGGGACAGCCGGGCGGUGCUGGGACACGGCUUGGAUUUGGAUGAAGUCCCUCCUCCUCCAGCCGUGAAAGCCCCCACACUGCCAUCCACGGAGGCGUACCCCACCCAUGAUGGGGAAUUUGGGGAGCCCCGGAGCCAGAAGGGUCUGGACCGGUACCUGGACAGCCUCUUUGACCCUGUGCUCUCCUACGGCAAUGGGGAGCUGGAGAAGCCAGCUGCUGUCUCACAGAGGAUGAAGGGAGGAGGUGGCACAGGAGGGGGGGACAGCAAUGGCAAUGAGCGGAGAGGACCCCCAGUGCCCACGGAGACACGUCAACCGAGGGGCCCACAGCCAGCUCCGUCCCCACAGCACCGGGCAGAUGCCAACCAGCCACCUGGACCCCCGGGCAGAGCAGCGGAGGGGACACCGGUCCGUGCCCCACAGCCCCGGCCCUACUUGCAGAAAGCUGCACCCGUGGGCCGGCGCUGGCCGGGUGAGCUGGUCCGGCAUUCCCGGCUCAACUCGGAGCACUUCCCUCGGCCCACGCACGACAUCCGCAACAUCAUCCGGCAGUGUCAGCCGGCCCCACGCGGCUCCCAGCCCCCCAGCAAGCUCUUUGGGAAGAAGCUGGACCCCCAUGAGGAAGCCAUGCAGAUCCUGAAGGAGCAGCUCUCGGCAGCCCGGGGCCCCAAGGAGGUGGUGGCCACCGUGAAGCCGGUCACCAGCGGCAGGUACCCACUGCGAGCACCAUCGGGGCGUCCGGUGGCCAGCCGGCCCCCAGUCUUCGUCUCGCGGGAGCUCCCAUCCGAGGGGCAACAGGUCCAGACCCAGCUGCACCGGAGCUGCAGCGAGGACUUCUACACCUACCACAACGUGCCCUGGAAAAUAUACAUCCGCAAGGAGGUUUUCUACCCCAAGGACAGCAUCAACAACCCACUGCUGCUUGACCUCAUCUUCCGGCAGAUCUUCAACGACACGCUCUCUGACACCUGCAUCCGGAUCAGCCAGGAGGAGCGGCUCCGCUUGAAAUCCCUCUUUGCGGAAAACAAGCUGGACUCCUUCAGCCCCGUGGCCACCGAGAGCGUCAAGAGGGAGAUCAUUGCUGCAGCCCGCGACGGCUGCGAGGUGUAUUUCUCACGCCUCUUCCCAGCCACGGGCAGCGUGGGGACAGGCGUGCAGAUCCUGGCUGUGUCCCACACCGGCAUCAAGCUGCUGCGGCUGGUGAAGGGCACCAACGUCCCCGGGGAGCAGCUGCGGGUGCUGCGGAUGUACAGCUACGCCGAUGUGCUGUUCGUCACCACCCCGUCCAGGAACAUGCUGGAGUUCAACCUGCGCAGCGAGAAGCUCAUCCUCUUCUCCCCCAAAGCCUCCCAGGUCAAAGCCAUGGUCGACCAGUUCAUCACGGAGCUCAGGAAGGACUCCCAGUAUGUGGUGGCCGUGAGGAACUACAGCCCAGAGGAUGGGCGCCAGCUCAGCUUCCACAAAGGGGACAUCAUCCAUCUGCAGCCUCUGGAGCGCCCCGAGAGAGACCACUACUAUGGCUGCGUGGUCCGCAAGAAGGUGAUGUACCUUGAGGAGCUGAAGACAGGCACCCAGGAUUUUGGGUGGAAGUUCGGGGCCAUCUAUGGCAGGUCGGGGCUCUUCCCCACCGAGUACGUCCAGCCCGUCGCAGCCCCUGACUUCGUCCACUUGCCAGCGGAGAGGAAAGAGGAGCCCAGGGACAAGCAGGGCAAGGUGGCAUCUUCGGCUGCUGUGGCUGUGGCCGUGGCCUCCACCGCUGUGGCCCAGGAGUUGGACCGGAAAACCGAGGUGUCCCCCACCAGCACAACCUUUGUGGAGGGUCUGGGGGGAGAUGGCAGCGAGCGGCUGGGGGCCGCCGUGGGGACCUGCCCCAUGUUGGCCUUCGCCCGGCGGUAUUUCCGCGCAGUGCGGCAUGGGACCACGGAAUCCUGCGGGACAAGGACAAAGAGGGAUGUGCCUGAUGCGAUGGAGAUGCUGACGUUCACCAAGAUCCCCAUCCAGGAGUCACUCAUCGAAUUUGUGGAUGGUGGCAUCAGCAAACUGGCCACCGAGGCUUUCCAAGCCGUGAUGAAGUUCAUGGGUGACCACCCUCUGCGGGGGCAGACGGAGCUGGAUGCCAUCUGCACCGUCCUCAAGCUGUGCGCGGAGCACGAGGUCCUGCGGGACGAGGUGUACUGCCAGAUCAUCAAGCAGGUCACCAACAACACCAGCUCCAAGCCGGACAGCUGCCAGAAGGGCUGGAGGCUGCUCUACAUCCUCGCUGCCUACUACAAAUGCUCUGAGGUGCUCAAACCCUUCCUCCUGGCCUUCCUGCAGGAUGCCAGCAGGCACCCGGAGCUGCCCUUCCAGGGCAUCGCCAAAGCCUGUGAGCAAAACCUGCGGAAGACCCUGCAGUUUGGUGGCCGCAGCCUCUUCCCCAGCAGCAUGGAGCUCAAGGCCAUGGUGGCUGGACGCAGUGCCAAGCGCCAGCUCUUCCUCCUGCCCGGUGGCAUCGAGAGGCACCUCAAGAUCAAGACGUGCUCGGUGGCUCUGGACGUGAUUGAGGAACUGUGCAACGAGAUGGGCCUGCAGCACCCAGAGGCUUUUGACGAGUACAUCCUCUUCGUGGUGACCGACAGAGGGCAGAGCGUGCGGCCGCUGACCCGCCGGGAAUAUGUCCUGGACGUGGCCGCCGAGACGGAGCGCAGGGACACCAGCUACACCUUCUGGUGCCGCCGCGUGGUCUGGAGCCAGCCCCUCAAGUUCGACAACGAGCUCUACGUCACCGUGCACUACAACCAGGUGCUCCCCGACUACCUCAAGGGGCUGUUCACCAUCCUGCCGCCUGCCAGGGCAGGAGAGCAGCACUUCCCACAGGUGGCCAAGCUGGCCGCCCUCCAGCACCGAGCCAAGGACCGCCACCACGUCCCCACCGCGCGGGAGGUGCAGGACUACGUCCCCCCCCAGCUCUUCCGCCUGCUGAAAGCCCAGUCCUGGCUCCACAUGGUGACCCAGCACAUGCAGCAAGCCCAGGCGCUCAGCGCCCACCAGGCCAGGGCACAGUUCCUGGGGCUGCUGAGUGCCUACCCCAUGUUUGGCUCGUCCUUCUUCUACAUCCAGAGCUGCAGCAACAACGCCAUCAUCUCACCCUGCAUCUUGGCCGUCAACCAGAACGGCCUCAACUUCCUCAGCAAGGAGACCCACGAGCCCAUCGCCAAGUUCUCGCUGAAGGAGAUCCAGUCGACACGGACGCAGCGGCCGACGGCCGGGUCCAGCUCCCCCUACGUGGAGAUCACGCUGGGCGACCUCCUGGCCCAGGGCAUCACCCAGCUGCAGCUAGAGCAGGGCCUGGAGCUGUGCCGCGUGGUGGCCGCGCACAUGGAGCGGCUGCUGGGAGCCCGGGAGAAGAGGCUGACGCUGCCGCCCAGCGAGAUCACCCUGCUCUGAGCCCACCGCGGGACCCCCACCACGGGGGGGGACAGAG